Molecule: messenger RNA, 4395 nt
Organism: Symbiodinium sp. CCMP2456
Lineage: Eukaryota; Dinophyceae; Suessiales; Symbiodiniaceae
Source: the annotation of a GenBank genome assembly
AUGGCAGCGCUUCUAGAGAAGCUUAAUGGAGCAUUCGUCGCAGAUCCGGCCAUCGACGAGUAUGCAUUCGUGCCGGCCGCAACACCCCAACUUUUUUCGCCCGGCGCAGAUGGACAGCAGGAUCUUGGCUGCGUACAUGCGGAGCACAAGCUUGCUAUCUCCAUCGAGGCAGCAUUGGCCCUGUACUUACAUGCUUAUCAGGUGUCAAGGCAUGCAGCGAGCGGCUACUCGGAAAACUCAGCAGACACGGUUCAGAUACGGCGGAUCCACGAAAGCUCAAGGGCCAUUCUGCUUUGCAGCGCGGACUGCUCCGGUGCAUGGAACGCAUGGAACCGGACGCGAAGUUCAAGCCUUUCCCCGAAGGCGGGUUUGCUCUUCAGCGCGCUGCUGUUGAGAACGAACCAUAAAAGCGGUGAGACUUGGGCACAGCGGCGCAAGCUCUUGGCUUCUGUGCUUCGGUCUGUGUCGCAGGACGAGCAGCAGACGCUGCUGUGCGAGGAGUUGACGCUUUUGGAGGAGCUCGCCAGAAGAUACGACCACCACUACUAUGCCUGGAACCACUGGGCAUGGUUAAAUCGCUUCGUCGCGGAGUCUCCGGGAGCCGCGUCAAUGCUAGACAAGAAGUUCCCAAAGUUGGCCUUCCAGACACCGUCCCACUACGGUCUUUUCCAUCAUCGGCUUGUCCGACUACAGCGGCAGCUAAGUAAGCGGCCAGUGGAAGAAACCUCCUUCAAUGAGGAAUGGCAACUGGCAGGCGAAUUGUUGGCUACCUUUCCACAUCUCGAGGCGCCUUGGGCUUUCCGGGGGCAAUUGAUGAGCCUCAUGCUGGAGUACCAGGCUGACACAAGUCCAGACGAUGUCGCUGCCGCGUGGAGAUCCGAGGUCGCCUUCGCAUCAAGGCAUGUUCAGUCAUCACCUCCCAUCAACAGGCUUGCCAUGCAAUUCCAGGUCCUCAUUCUUCAGGAGCUUUGCCUUCACAUGAUGGGGACGGACAAGACCAUUCAGGAUCCCUCCCUGCUUGAUGAUGCCGAGUCUCUGAUGGAGAACUUGAAAGCAUCCCAGGCUGCUGCACCUGCUGUGCUUCUUGGCAUCACUGCGGACCUGGACGUUGCUGCAGAUGAGAUCAGGAAUGUUCACUUGGGCGGCGGAUGCGAGAAGCCAAGUGUCGGAACUGCUCGAGCCUUCGUGCAGAUCUCGCUAGCUGGCUCCCACCCAGGAUUUGGUUUGAUUAUUCUUCUUGCAGGGGCCGGUGGCGGCAUCCAGAACAGCUGGAAGCCCAACUUCAGGAAGCUGGCCAAGAUCGUCGUGGCAGGUCUCUUAGUGGCGGAAGUUGCGUGGUACCGGCAUGAGCCUGGCUCCCGCCAGAACAACUGGUGGGACUCCCACCCGCCCGGCCCUCGAGAUGGCAAGGAUCAGGGGUGGGCCCGAACAAAUGGGUAUGGCGAGCUCUGCGCUCAGUUUCCUGUUCGGAAGAUCGAAACCUCGUGCACACGGGUGCUUGUGACCUUGUCCUCCUUUGCUAACUUCCGCUUGGACUCGAUGCCCGAUCGCUUCAGCCGCUCUGAGAUCCAUGCCAUGGCACUAGCCCAGAACAUCGAGGCACUGCAGAUUUCUCUCACUUCCCUUUUGCUCAGCCUCACACUUGCUCCUGCUUCAGCCAGGAAUCGCAGAUAUUACGAGGAGGAUGAAGUGGAAGAGGAGGGAGAGCUUGAUGAUCAGCUCGUUUACGAGGGUGAUGAGUGGGUAUUCCGAAUGGAAAUGCCUGCCAUAUUUCACAGAUUCAUCGUUGGCUCACGGGCCAGAAAUAAGCAGAAGCUUGAGAUGGAGUCAGGAUGCAAAAUCGUGGUUCCAAAGCGUGAGGAGCUGGAAGAUGCCGUGUAUCUGAAAGCACGACAGAAGAGCAGCAUCUACAGCUGCAAGGCGCUCAUAGAGCUCCUUUGUGAGAAGGAGGAGGCCAAGCUGGAGUACACGCACUUCAUUUCGGUCCCGCUGGCCUAUGACGACAAGUUUCGGCAGCUCGUGGACGGUUUCCGGGAGGACGUUGUGCUGCAGCGUUUCCAGGGCAUAGAUGCUUCCAUCUUCAUGCCCUCCCAGCGCAUGCACUUCACCCUGUGCAUGCUGAAGCUGCACUCUCAUGCUCAAGUCGAUGAGAUGAAGGAGGCAUUGAAGGACCUGUCCGCUCGCCUCUCGGCAACGUCCGACUAUGCACGACCACUGAUGGCGCACAUGAAGGGCCUGCACAUUUUCACGGACGACCCUACCAGCGUCGGAGUGGUGUUCACGACGGAUCGAUCCCGGGAAUUACAGAAUCGCAUGAACUCCAUGGCCGACUCGAUGUUUGAGCUCUUCCAGGCGAGGAAUUUGGUCUCCUCCCAGAACUUGAUGUCACAGAGGCUUUUGUCCUCCGACGGCCAGCACGCUGAGGUCAAACUUCACGCUACCCUCAUGAACACGAAGUACGCACGGUCGAGAUUCGACGAUCGCUCAGCUCCGCGAGAGAACUUCGAUGCCAGUGUGCUCAUGGAGCGCUUCGGACAGGAAUAUGGCAUGGGGCAUGAUGGCAUGGCUGAUGCCUACUACCAAGACACACAUGUUCUAGAAGAUCUUUUUCCUGCCGGCCUGGUCCACUGGGCAUAUGAAGUUCAGGCAAGGCCGUGCAUCGACAUCCACAAUGGGCAGGUGAAGCAAAUCGUGGGUGGCACGUUGAAAGAUGACUCCAAGUCCCUCGUUACGAAUUUUGAGGCUUCUCAGCCAUCAAGCUGGUUCGCAGAACGAUACCGAGAUGACGGCUUGGGAGGUGGGCACGCAAUCAUGCUGGGUGCUUCGGAAGCAAACAAAGAGGCGCUCGCCGCACUGAAGGCGUACCCAGGCGGUUUACAGGUUGGUGGAGGAAUCAACGCAGAGAACGCAAUGGAGUUCAUUGAUGCAGGAGCUAGCCAUGUCAUCGUGACUUCUUACGUGUUCCAUGAUGGGAAGGUAGACAAGGAGAGGCUUGCAGCAUUGGUCGACAAAGUUGGCCGGGAGCGCCUGGUCCUCGACCUGAGCUGCAGACGGGUGCCAGAUGAGGACAAAGAGAAGAAGCCCGUGUACAAGGGAUCCAAGUAUACCUUUGCACUUGGCUUCUAUUGGAACUUUGUGAUGAUUAGCUGCUUUGCUUCCCCUCUUCUACUCGCCAUCGGCUGCUGGUAUUGUCCAUUGCUGUGCUUGCCAACGUUCGGCUAUGUUGUGUGGGCGCGCUUUCUCUCACAUGCCGAACUCGGUGACGGAGCGGCCUGGCCAUGGUUCUCCCGUCAGGAGUGGGGCUACCAUGCUUUCAGGCGAUACCUCCAGCUGCGUAUUCAUGUUCAUACUUCGCUGUACGAGCGUCCAGUCGACAAGCCUGUUGUGCUUGCGAUUCACCCGCAUGGUGUCGCAAGUGACUAUCGUAUCAUGCUCGAUGGCAUGCUUUACGAGGCACUGCCGCAUCGGAACGUUCUUACUUUGAGUGCUUCGGUGCUCUUCCAUCUGCCAAUGGGCCACAGCCUGAUGGUCAUUCCCGGCGGCGAGCACGAACAGAUUCGUACCGUCCAGGGCAAAGAAGAAGUGUACUUGUCCAAGAGGAUGGGGUUCAUCAAGAUCGCUUUGCAAGAGCGAGCAGCCGUAGCACCAUGCUAUGUCUUCGGGUGUGUAGACCUUUACAGGACCUUUACCGGCUUCAUGAAAGCACCUCGGGAAUGGCUUCGCAAAAGAUUUGGCAUUUGUAUUCCCCUGUACUACGGCGCUUUGGGUCUGCUGCCACUACGAUACCCGGUACACGUCGUCAUGGGAGCACCGAUUGAGUUCGAGUGUAAAGUCGCGGGAUGUCCAAGCGACGAAGAAGUGCAGGAAGCACAUGCGAAGUAUGUUGCUGCCCUGACCAAGCUGUACAACGAAGAAAGACAUCACUACGGAGAUCCGAAUCGUGAGUUGCUUGUGGUGACAGACCGCUGGCAAAAGUGGACUGAUUUGGAGGUCUCUGAGGAGACCCUCAAGGAGUUGGCCGAGCACUGCAGUGAGUUCCUCGUUCAUGGAGUUGACGUGGAAGGGCUGCAGAGUGGAAUCGAGGAGCCCCUUGUCCAGCUGCUGGCGGCGUCACCCGUUCCGGUGACGUACGCAGGUGGAGUUCGAUCCUUGGAAGACAUGGAAAGAAUUCGAACGCUAGGCCAUGGCCGGGUGGACGCGACCAUAGGCAGUGCCUUGGAUAUCUUCGGCGGCCAACUGGCCUACAAGGAGGUCCUUCGUUGGCACCGUGACCAAGAGCAAGUAGUCGACUUCGGCGCGGUGCAGCUGAAAGAAGUCCAACUUUCCUGCUUGGACGAGAUGGGAGACAACGGUUUCUACCGCUGCCUUGCAUCCAUACCGUUGAGCGGAGGCUAG